Molecule: messenger RNA, 308 nt
Organism: Staurois parvus
Lineage: Eukaryota; Metazoa; Chordata; Amphibia; Anura; Ranidae
Source: the annotation of a GenBank genome assembly
GUGCAGGAUGGAUGGAUGGCAGAGUAGUUAGCGUGGUCAGACGGGCCAGGUCAGCAACGUGCGGGCAGCAAGGUACCAAAGGAGCAGGCAGAGAAUAGUCAAGGUCACAAGCUGGGUUCAGUAACUCACGGGCAGCGCGGUACAGGGGAUCAGGCAGAAGGAUGGUCAGGCAAGCCAGGGGUUCAACAGGAGACGGUCAGCAGAGGUCAGGAUCAAGCCGGGUCAGCAACGAACCGGGUCAGCAACGAAGUAGGAACACAGGAUACCAGGUACAGGGGCUCAUGGGAAAACAUACACCAAGGCCCAGA